AAAUCUUCGUACCUAUCAAAAAGGGGUCAGCAGGAAUCAAUAAAAAUAAAAACAGAGCAAAUUUCACAAGUAAUUGAUCAAAAAGAACUUAAUUACAGCUUAAAUAAUUGCCACAAUAAUUAAAUCGUGAUUAUAGAAAUAUUGAAAAGUGUUUAAACGUAAAGAAUACGCACAUUAAAAGAUGGACUGCGAUGAGGAAGUUAAUGACACACAAGUGAAAAAUGAUUCAAGCGAUAUUAAUUCAUUGCUAAAUUCCCUCGCAUCGUUAAAUACAAAUGAGAAGGAUGACUUGGUUGUGCGUUUCCAAAACAUUGCUAAUGAACUUAGUUAUACUACGGCUAGAUUCUUUUUAGAAAUGAAUAAUUGGAAUCUUCAAGCAGCAGUCGGAUGCUAUUUCGACUUUUUAGCAAGCUCCAAUCAAAAUAGUGCAAAUGUGCCAAUGCCUUCGAUGCGUGUUGUACGAGAAUUGACUUGUGGACUAGGAGAAUCAGUAACACCAAAUACACAAUUUCAACAGAGCUGGAUGCUCGAGAAUAAUGGUGAUGUUCCAUGGCCACAAGGGUGCUAUUUAAAACUCGUAUCGGAAAUUAAUAAUGAUGGAAAGAUGUUUGUUCCAUCAAUUACACCUCGUGAUACACACAUCAUAACAAUAAAUCUCGUAAGUCCAGCUGAUGUUGGGCAAUUUAAGUCACAAUUUUGUCUAUGUACACCCAAUGGUACGACAUUCGGACCAAUUAUAUGGAGUGUUGUUGAUGUGUCUGUCGCUGGCACUUUAGCCCUAACACAGCAAUUACAGCAGCUUCAUACGUCAUCACAGCCGCCCAAAAUGCAUAAUCAAAAUCAACAGCAACAAACGGGAUGGGAAGAUGAUGGAUAUGGUAUGGAUACAGGAGGUUCGCAGAAUGUUCAAUCAACGGCACUCGUGCCGCAUUGCAGUAACGGAAUCACUAGUGAACCAUUUCCAAUAGCUAAUCAAAGUCAACUGCCAGCACCCCAAAACUCUCCAAAUACGAACGAUGAGGAGAUGUACGAGAAGAUCAACAGUCAUAACUUGUAGAUUCGAGUUAUUAUCGUUUAAUUAAACUGUUAAUGUUAAUUAAAACACGCUGUAAAUCAUUGAAUAUUUAAGAAGAAAAAUCAAUUGAAUUAGCGAUAAAAAAAGCGGAAAAAAUCAUCGAUUUAAAUCAAAUUGACUCAGUAAAUGCAAUUUGCUAAAUUGUAAUUUAUUGUUUUUAUUGCGAAUGUUGAGAAAAAUGUUUCUUGAUUUUUAUUACGUAUAUAUUUUAUUGUGGAUUAGUAUGUCAUUUAAGAUUUUAUAAUUUCCUUUUUUUUUUCAUUUCAUUUAUAAUCGUAUAG
Molecule: messenger RNA, 1356 nt
Organism: Chironomus riparius
Lineage: Eukaryota; Metazoa; Arthropoda; Insecta; Diptera; Chironomidae
Source: the annotation of a GenBank genome assembly